ACACCUCCAACCACGGCGCUCCCCGGGCCGCAGCGCCAGGUUCAGGAGCCCGAGCGGGCGGAGCCAGCAGCGAUGGGCGGAACCGCUGUCCUCCCAGCGCGGCUGGGCCCGCCCCCGUAUCCCACAGUGCCCCGGGGCCGGAAGCGGGGGGCUGAGGCUUCCGGAACUUCCCCAGCCAGACUGGGCAGUCUCUGCCGAGCUGGUGAGAGUUCGCGUCGUUUCUUGUUAUGGCCGCCGCUGUCGCCAUGGAGACAGAUGAUGCUGGAAAUCGACUUCGGUUUCAGUUAGAGUUGGAAUUUGUACAGUGUUUAGCCAACCCAAAUUACCUUAAUUUUCUUGCUCAAAGAGGUUACUUCAAAGACAAAGCGUUUGUUAAUUAUCUUAAGUACUUGCUGUACUGGAAAGAACCAGAAUAUGCCAAGUAUCUAAAGUACCCUCAGUGUUUACACAUGCUGGAACUGCUUCAGUACGAACACUUCCGAAAGGAGCUCGUGAACGCGCAGUGUGCGAAGUUCAUUGACGAGCAGCAGAUUCUGCACUGGCAGCACUAUUCCCGGAAGCGGAUGCGCCUUCAGCAAGCCUUGGCAGAGCAGCAACAGCAAAAUAAUACGUCAGGAAAAUGAGAAGCUGGAAGCGGACCGGGCUCUGAAGACAUGUAUAUAAUGUAUGUUUGUACAGUGAGAACAGACUUUCCUGCCUCCCUUCAUUGUGGACGCAACUAGACCCUUCAGUGUGCUUUCUAACCCAACUAACUUUUUAUUGUAACAGAGUAUUUCUGUUAAACCAGAUUGUUCUA
Messenger RNA from Oryctolagus cuniculus (rabbit), 796 nucleotides. It is a transcript of the gene MED31, whose product is annotated as mediator complex subunit 31. Gene Ontology annotation, molecular function: transcription coregulator activity. NCBI's taxonomy places the organism in Eukaryota, Metazoa, Chordata, Mammalia, Lagomorpha, Leporidae. Gene Ontology annotation, biological process: regulation of DNA-templated transcription. The record is from RefSeq and is a predicted model, not a curated record. Gene Ontology annotation, cellular component: mediator complex.